AUGCUUGCAGCAGAGUAUGAUGCUGUUGGAGUUUUGGGUCUUCUUCCAGAGCAAAAACUUACAGCUGCUUUGCGGAUGCUUGCUUAUGGGGCAUCUGUAGAGCAGGUGGAUGAGAUUGCAAAGAUUGAAAAAUCAACUGUCCUAGAGUGCUUGGUGACAUUCUGUGAUGCAGUGGAAAAUUUGUACACGAGUGAGUACCUUCGCAAACCCACACCAAGGGACCUACAAAGGCUUCUCCAAAAAGCUGAGGCUCGAGGUUUCCGAAGAAUGAUUGGAAGCAUCGAUUGCAUGCACUGGCAGUGGAAGAAUUGUCCUACUGCUUGGCAAGGAGAGAAUGGGAAUCGAAAAGGCAAAAAAAGUAUAAUUUUGGAGGCCGUAGCUUCAUUAAACUAUUGGGUUUGGCAUGCUUUCUUCGAGGUUGCCGAAUCUCAUAAUGACCUCAAUGUCCUUGGUCAAUCCCCCUAG
Messenger RNA from Prunus mume (Japanese apricot), 465 nucleotides. The record is from RefSeq and is a predicted model, not a curated record. Lineage: Eukaryota; Viridiplantae; Streptophyta; Magnoliopsida; Rosales; Rosaceae.